This is a messenger RNA of Piliocolobus tephrosceles (Ugandan red Colobus), 1657 nucleotides long. RefSeq names its product coenzyme Q10A (gene COQ10A). Lineage: Eukaryota; Metazoa; Chordata; Mammalia; Primates; Cercopithecidae. Gene Ontology annotation, biological process: cellular respiration. Gene Ontology annotation, molecular function: ubiquinone binding. The record is from RefSeq and is a predicted model, not a curated record. The coding region runs from base 262 to 1008 and encodes 248 amino acids. The transcript has 5 exons. Gene Ontology annotation, cellular component: mitochondrion.
CCUUCCUUCCUCUCCCAGGCCCGAGCCAUGGCAACAGCGUGACGUGGGGGUACCGAGAGCUGCGGGAGCAGCGAUCCCGGCUUCAGUUCUAGCCUACCCGGCAGCCUACACGGGAGCAAGGCGAGAGGUGCUGCCGCCUCCCGUCGUCCCUGCGCUCGGAGGCCCCCAACCAGCCCAGCGGCUGCCUCUUGCUGCUCCUCCUUUGGAGUGAGGCGGGCGCAGCCGGUGUCAGAACUUAGAGGGCCGGGCAGGGUCGCGCGCAUGGCCUGGACGGGCUCGCGGCGGGUCCCGGCUGGGACGCGCGCAGCAGCCGAGCGCUGCUGCCGGCUCUCCCUCCGCCCGGGGACGCGCCCGGCCCCGCCCCCAGGCCCUCUGCCGCCGCCGUCGCGACCAAUGAGGUUUCUGACCUCCUGCAGCCUCCUCUUGCCUCGGGCUGCCCAGAUCUUGGCGGCUGAGGCUGGCUUACCGUGGAGCCGUUCCUUUAUGGGAUUUGCUGCCCCCUUCACCAACAAGCGAAAGGCUUACUCGGAGCGUAGAAUCAUGGGGUACUCAAUGCAGGAGAUGUAUGAAGUGGUGUCCAAUGUCCAGGAGUAUCGUGAGUUUGUGCCCUGGUGUAAGAAGUCUCUAGUGGUAUCCAGCCGUAAGGGUCACUUAAAAGCCCAGCUGGAGGUUGGCUUUCCACCUGUCAUGGAACGUUACACCUCUGCAGUUUCCAUGGUCAAACCUCACAUGGUCAAGGCUGUUUGUACUGAUGGCAAGCUCUUCAACCACUUAGAGACCAUUUGGCGAUUCAGCCCUGGUAUUCCUGCCUAUCCUCGAACCUGCACUGUGGACUUUUCGAUUUCCUUUGAAUUUCGUUCUCUGCUGCACUCCCAGCUGGCCACCAUGUUUUUUGAUGAGGUUGUCAAACAGAAUGUUGCUGCCUUUGAGCGUCGGGCAGCCACCAAGUUUGGUCCAGAAACAGCCAUCCCCCGUGAACUGAUGUUCCAUGAGGUGCACCAGACUUGAGGCAAGGGAUUGCUCCCUGACCUCCUUUCUACUCCACUUCCCUUCGCAAUUCUCUUAUUUAUUUGGUUUGGCUCCUGCUCCAAUUUGAAAGGAGUCUGUGUUCGUAAUACUGUUUCUCCUCUCAAUUCCCCAGAAAUUGGGUUCUAUGCUGGCUGGAAAUGUUAGGGGAAAGAGAAGGCAAAGGAUGUGGAAAUGAGAGGUGCUUAGGAAAGGGUCAGGCCCAUCGGAGGAGCACCAUAUGCCUGCAGCCUUUUCACUACGAAUUAGAAUAAGGACUAUGUGGUUGUCUCUGGGCCUUAUCAAGACACCUUAGUGUCGGACCAGGAGAAGAGAGUAACUUUUCUAAGGAUUGAAUAAAUUGAGCUUUUCUUCUGGCACAGAGGUACUGAGUGGUAAGUAACUUUUACCCUGCCUGAGAUUCCUCAGGAGAAAAGGCAACCUGCCUCCAGCCUGAGAUACAUAAAGCCUCAUUUUAAGACUAUAAGUCCAUGCUGCCUGGCUACUAGAGAGCAAGGGGCUUUCUUACCACCAGUGCCAAGGAGAAAAGUACUGAACGGAAACGGAGUUGUCUUUGUACUCUUGAGUUGUACCUUAUUCUUCCACUUGGCCUGAGUUUUUAUAAAAUGUCAAUAAAUUGUGACAGUGUGAA